GUCAGUUUGGCCAGUGAUGUCACACCAGCAGUAAAAACACCCUCUCAGGCAGCUAUAAAAGAAAGCAGCAUGAACUCUUUGGAGGAAUCCUGUACAAAGAAGCUUCAGCAGCUCCUCAUCACACGUUGAGACUUAAAGCUCCAACAUGAUCUUGCUCCUCUUCUUGUUCGGUCUGGCUCUGGGUGCUCCUUCUGAGUCUCCUUCUGAUGACAAUAAAGUGAAGCUACAACUUGAUGACCACAGAGUUAAACUACUGCGUGGAAGUUGUCCCCCGUUCUGGUACAGCUUCAAUGGCCGCUGCUACAAAUAUGUGGCCACACACAUGACCUGGGCUGAAGCAGAGCUCUACUGUGUGUCACAGCGAGCCAACCUGGUGUCAAUCUACAGCGACCAGGAAGAGGAGUUUGUUAAAUCAUUAAUUAAGAACUUUGAUCAUGCUGAGGGACGCACCUGGAUUGGACUGAGUGACAUCCAUAAAGAAGGCAGAUGGAUGUGGUCUGAUGGUUGUGCAGUGAGUUUCGUCUACUGGCAUACAGGACAACCAGACAAUGCAGGAACAAUUGAACACUGUGUUCACACUAACUAUUCAAACUUAAAGAAGUGGAAUGAUUACUCUUGUUCUCUCAUUUUAGCUUCUGUUUGUGCAACACGAAUAACCUGCCCUUAGAAACUAAAAUGUAUAUUUUCCCUGCAUUGUACAGAAGCAAAUAGUUUUUGGCGCAUUAAUAAAUGUUUAAAACUGCUCUCAAUUAA
Molecule: messenger RNA, 753 nt
Organism: Oreochromis niloticus (Nile tilapia)
Lineage: Eukaryota; Metazoa; Chordata; Actinopteri; Cichliformes; Cichlidae
Product: lactose-binding lectin l-2-like
Exons: 2
Coding region: 146-667 (173 amino acids)
Source: RefSeq, a predicted model, not a curated record